UAUGGCUGCAUCUACAGACGUUGCUACGAUCAAAGUGCAGAGAUACCUGAACAUGCCAUUGGUACAACGAUGUAAAGAAAUAGCAGCAUUAAUAGAUGAAUCCAGUACAACAGAAUUGCAACAUGUGUUCCCGAUAUUGAUAGACUCAUUGUUUGGAAUAACAGACAAUGUUGGCUGGGGUUUACACAGUAUUACUUUUAAGAAGAACCCAUUAGAGUAUGAGAUAUUGUGCAACUUCCUUAAUCCACAGGGACCAGUUUUCUUUUUAUGCUAUAAAUUACUACCAGACUGUUAUGUGAAAUAUAAUUUUCCAGUGUCAUAUCUACCAGUGAAAAUACGUUCUAUGUUGGAAGAAGGUGUGAUACCACCAUUUUAUCUUGACAAAAUUAGGGAUGAUCAGGGAACACGUGCUGUGUCUGUCUUAAAUAUGAAUCCCUUUGAAUAUUACAUCAUACAUUUUGCUUACCAUUUGACAAACCCAUGGCUGCAAGUGCAGCAACAGGAAAAUGUGUGGAUCAAUUGGGAGACCGUUUACGUCCAAUUAGCUCACUGUUACUUGUAUCAUUUUUUACCUAGAGACAAUUCCCCAGUUUUGCCAAUUAUUGGCCCGUACAUAAGAAAAACACCCCAAAGGAAGCUGGUACAGUCACCUGAAACUAAAAGGCUGCAAACACCGCGACUUCUCAGAACAUCCAUAUUAUCGCCUGGAUCUCCAAAUUCCGCUUCAGCAGUUCCCCAACAGCAAUGUCUGCCCCAAGUUUGGAGAAGUGAGACUGUAGUUCAAGUUUUUCUAGACUUUUGGUUGGAAUACACAGAAGAAGAUCAGUUAAAUACAAGAUUAGGCACGUCCUAUUCUGCAUCUGUUCCGCGAAGACAUAGUAUCCAUUCUGGGGAACACAUACGCCUUGUACGAGCAUUUAUAAAGACUUUGCAUGAAUUUGCGAACAGUGCCACAGGUGAUAAGAGUGCGAUGGAUGAGCUCAAACGAAUAAUUUUGCCUUCUGUGCAAGGGAAGAUCUAUACAUUCCUUCGGAAAGCUAUACACCACUGGCCCUUAGAUAGUUCAUUUAGAUUAAUCCUUGAGGCAUGGUUAAGCUUCAUUCAACCAUGGAGGUAUUUCCCUGGUAUAUCGUAUACCAAGGAAGGUAAAUCAGAGGAAGAAGAAAGAGGAAAGAUACAUGAUGUAUUCAGAUGGAUGCAUUUUGUUGCAAAUAAUUUGUUAGCUUAUACAGCAAUAUUUCAGCAAUUAUUACCACGUUUUAUGAGAACAGAUCUUGUAGCUCCAAAAAAUGCUUUGAUGCUAUUCAGAGUUACAAAAGUAUUUUCACAACCACAUCUGGCGAAAAUGAUAUGCGAAGUAGAGAGUCAUAUGGACGACGUAGGAUUGAGUAGAAGUCGAGUAUCUACAAAUCAGUGGGUCUCGAACGUAAGACAACAGAUUUUAGAUCUGGAAGGACCGACAUACCAAUACGUUCCAAUGUUUUCAAUGGCCACCGUUUCACAGGUCGUGUGCCUGUUAAGUACUAUUAAGCAAGCACAUUUAACAGCGACUAGUUUAAUCGAUGCAUUAGAAAAGAAGAGACAAAACAGAAAACUUUUCUUAACAAUAUGGGAAUUCUUUAAUGGUGAAGAUUACUCCUCGGAUGAUAUUAGUAUAGACGAGCGACGACGAGUUCCUGUAUACUUGGCAAAUGCGCAGCAACAGUUGAUUGAAAUCUUUGAGAUCAAUGUAGAAGAUAUUCCUCAAGUAGCAAUUGAAGCCGAUCAAGAAUAUCACGACAGUAUUCUAUCUACGUCCUUUUGUCAUCAGUCACAGAUGGAUUCUAGUUUAGACACUAGUAAGCCAGGUGUUUUUGUACCAAUACAAAAAGACAGGCAAACAUGUCAGUACAUUGAAUACAUGGGAGAUCCGGAAUUGCAACCAGUGAGAUACAACGAGUGUGCUUUUCUUGUUAGAAUUUUGUACAAACUCUGCACUUAUAUAAACCAGAAGUACCGACACAAGAUAAGUACCAUGUAUAAUCAACGGGGCUUCGUGGGCAGCGUUUGCCGACAAAUUUUACAACCACCCACGAAAGUUGUGAAGUUACCAAAACGAACGUCGAAUGGGUUUUCCAAUGGCUACGAAGAACGCAUUCCACCCCGAUUGAGUCUACGACCACUGGCUGAUUAUGGACUUCUCUUAAGCUUAGCAUUAGGAAUGUUUAUUGCUUGGGUUAUAAAUUAUGGUUGCUUCGCUUUUCUCGGAUUUAUUUUUUGUAUAUGGUUUGUAUAUGUAAUAAUACGCGCGACGUUGGAGCCCUGGAUUACGUGGAGGAGGAGUUCAACAAGACAUAAUGCAACGUCGUUCUCAAUAAAUUAA
Messenger RNA from Dufourea novaeangliae, 2362 nucleotides. RefSeq names its product sphingomyelin phosphodiesterase 4. Bases 2 to 2362 code for a protein of 786 amino acids. Lineage: Eukaryota; Metazoa; Arthropoda; Insecta; Hymenoptera; Halictidae. The record is from RefSeq and is a predicted model, not a curated record. The transcript is spliced from 14 exons. Gene Ontology annotation, biological process: sphingomyelin catabolic process; ceramide biosynthetic process; glycerophospholipid catabolic process. Gene Ontology annotation, molecular function: sphingomyelin phosphodiesterase D activity.